CCCCGUCCCGGAAAAAAAGGAGGCGCCGGAGGUGGUGGCCUCGCUCGCUGUCCCUCCUCGGCGGAGCCAUGGAGCUGCUCUGCUGCGAGGGGGCCGCGGCCGUGGCCACGAGGCGCGCUGCGCCGGACCCCAACCUAGUGCGCAACGAGCGCGUUUUGCGCAACUUGCUCGCCGUCGAGGAGCGCUACCUGCCCCGCUGCUCCUACUUCAAGUGCGUCCAGCGGGACAUCCAGUUCACUUCGCUGCGGGAGGAUGUGUAUGUCUUCCCCUUUCCUCUGCAGGUCUGCGAAGAGCAGAAGUGCGAGGAAGAAGUGUUUCCCUUGGCUAUGAAUUACCUGGACAGAUUUCUAGCUGUGGUGCCCACCCGCAAAUGCCACCUGCAGCUUUUGGGAGCGGUGUGUAUGUUUCUGGCCUCCAAGCUGAAAGAAACCAUCCCCCUCACAGCCGAGAAACUUUGCAUCUACACCGACAACUCCAUCAGACCUCAAGAGCUCCUGGAUUGGGAGCUGGUGGUUUUGGGGAAGUUGAAGUGGAACCUUGCUGCGAUCACCCCCCAUGAUUUUAUUGAACACAUCCUAAGGAAGCUUCCCUUCCCUCGAGACAAGCUGCUUUUGAUCCAGAAGCACGCACAAACUUUUAUUGCGCUGUGUGCCACAGAUUUUAACUUUGCCAUGUAUCCGCCAUCAAUGAUAGCGACAGGGAGUGUGGGAGCAGCUGUCUGCGGCUUGCAGCUGGAUGAGGGAGAAAGCCUUCUCUCUGGUGAUGCCGUCACAGAACUCCUGGCCACAAUCACAAACACAGAAGUGGACUGCCUGAAAGCGUGUCAAGAACAGAUUGAGUCUGUUCUAGUAAGCAAUCUUCAGGAAGUCCCGCAGCAUCAAGGCAGUGCUUCAAAGACCGUGGAUGAGCUGGAUCAGUCCAGCACUCCCACAGAUGUGAGGGACAUCAACCUGUGAAGACAUCAUCACGAAAAGUUGCCUUCCACCAGCCCCAUUUUUGUGUGUGCGUGUGUUCAAUUUUCUCUCACACAGGCACAUUUCUGUUAAAAAAAAGAAGUUCCUGCCGAAUGUAUUUGAAACUUUUUAGAUCUUAAAAAAGCACCAAAGGCAAAAUCCAUCGGGAAAUUCCCAUGCACAAGUUCUGCUGGCUUGUGCUUUCAUUGGGCUUCUGCAAGGAAACAUCUCACGGACUGUGGUCAACCGUGAUGGAUUUUAUGUGUGUAUCUGUGCAUGUAUGUGUGUCUGUAUGUCAUUCAGUUCCUGUGAUAUAUAACAGAAGGGAAUUCCACAACAAUAUAUUUUAUAGUUGCUGUUCGGAUUGCAUACUUGUGGCGAGAGAAGCUUACAAAAGAAUUCAAGCAGCCAGAUACGAGUUAAGCCUGCACUUUGCAGGAACAAAAUAGAUAAUUUUUUUAAAAUGAGUGUAUUACGACCUUAGUGCAUACCCUCCUUCCUUUUUCACUCUUAAGAAAUGAAUAAUACGUGUGAGGUAUUUUUAAUGGCGUAUCAAUGGAUAUAAAAUGCAGGAGCAGAUAGUGUCUAUGUGAGCGAGAAAAGCAAAUGGGAGGAAAGGUUCCUGGUGCAAUUGAGUUUUGGGGGUACAGUAGGUAUUUAGGUUGUAGUACGUGCACGCUCUCUGUGGAAGUUUGUAUUCAUUUUGACAGGGUACACACCAGGUUUGGCCUCGGCUUAUCUGCUGCCUUUAUUGAUCUUAGUGUUGUCUGUUGACUUUUGCUGUUGGCUGGUAGAUUGCACCUAAGAAAAACUGUGUCGUUUUUCAGCCAGAUUGGCAGGGCUUUGCCUCUUUAUUUCCUUCCCUUCGUAUAUACACAUACUUCUUAUCUGGGAAAAAAAUAUAUAUAUUUGAUGCUUUUCAACAUAGCAGCCUCUUUGGCAGAAGCAAGAUACUUCUUAUUCAGCUGUGGGUCAAGCUACAAGAAACUUCCUAGUUGUAACAGAGAAGGAAGUUCUUUUCCUUGAGUAAGUAUUCCUACUUGCUUCAACAGGCUUGGUCAGAAGAACUUCCCAUUGGAUGUUGCCUUUGUUGUGAGCCCAUGUAGUGGCCAUUCUGCCAUGCGUUAGUGUAACAUGUGUUGAACAAUCCAUGUGUUGUGCUUUAUGAAUAUUAAUGCUGCCUGUUAUAGGGAUCUUUGGUGCCUGGCUGAACAUAGUACAUAUUCUGCCACACAUGUAUAUUGUUGGAUGAUUAAGAGCCAUAUUGGUAGGAUGGUGGGUUGCGGAGCUCUUCUACACAGUCUUGGACUCUGUAUGGGAUGGCACUGUAAAAUUAUCUUGAGUCUCAUUGGGCUCAGGGUAUGAGACAGAAAAAGGCAUCUCUUUAGUCAGCUAAUGAGUAGAGAUGUGAAAUUUUGAAGCCAACGGGGAAAACAUCUACCCCCAACGAAAAUGCAUAUCUGGGGGGCAUUUGGAAUAACAUUGCUUUUUAAUCAACCCUAAACUUUUUUUGCUAGUUUAAACAAUGUGUUACGCACUGCUUAGAACAGUAGUCCCCAAUGUUAUGCUUGUGGGUUCCAUAGGACUCGCUGCACCUUUCUGACACCCACCAACUGUUGUAGCAAGUGAGUGGAGCCAGGGAGGGCUUUUGCCCAGCAUGGCUUCGGAAUGACUUGGAGAUUUGAUUGACUGUGGAGAUUUUUUUAAAUGUUGCUUUGGCAGCAGCGGCCACCAUAGCACAAGGAUCUGCACUGGGUUUACUGAAGUUAAGCUGUGGCAAUCAUUUUGUAGCUGGCUCUGCCUUCAGCAGCCAUUUUUGGCAUCCAUUUUGUUGCUGCACGCACCAUGCUGCGUCAGAAUUCCAAGUAUGCCCUGGGAUCAGAAAGGUUGGAGACCCCGCCUUAGAACUGCAGCAUAUACAAUUGUACUUAUUGUUUUAAUUUUCUGCAAGCAAAAUGCAAAUAUAUCUCAAACUAGAAGGAGAGAACUCCAAAGUGCUGUUCCCUGUGCUACUGCAGCACAUAUUUUUGCUAUCUAAGAGGCAGAACAGAAAAGUUGGAAGCAGCAUAGUCGGCUAUUAAGUGAACUUUGCAUUGUAGAAAACGUUAUUUUCAGUGCCAUAUAUCCAUCACAUUGUUUUGAAUCCAGCCAGCUUUUCUGCUGGUGAAAAAGGAAGGGUUUUUUUUCCCCUCUGUUGACCACCAGAAAGGCUAUAGGCAUGGAACUUGCAUGGACAAAAGCCAUGUAGGAUUGAAGCUAUAAGAGGAGAUUCAGCAGAGAAUUUAGCUGUAUCCAAUCCAUAGCCUAUUAUAUGCGAAACAAAUACAGUGGAAUCUAGGUUUUUGUUGGUAAUCCGUCCGAAAAGAAUCGAUGAAAACCGAAACUGAUGAAAUCCGAGGCAAACUUUUCCAUAGGAAUCAAUGUAAAUCCAAUUAAUCCGUUCUAGGCACUCCAAAAAACAUAC
Molecule: messenger RNA, 3417 nt
Organism: Sphaerodactylus townsendi
Lineage: Eukaryota; Metazoa; Chordata; Lepidosauria; Squamata; Sphaerodactylidae
Gene: CCND2
Product: cyclin D2
Exons: 5
Coding region: 69-956 (295 amino acids)
Biological process (GO): mitotic cell cycle phase transition; regulation of cyclin-dependent protein serine/threonine kinase activity; positive regulation of G1/S transition of mitotic cell cycle
Cellular component (GO): cyclin-dependent protein kinase holoenzyme complex; nucleus; cytoplasm
Molecular function (GO): cyclin-dependent protein serine/threonine kinase regulator activity
Source: RefSeq, a predicted model, not a curated record